AUGCUCAUCCUUGUAGCACUUCUUGUGUUAGCAAAUCUAUCUGCGGCACAGAUGCAGAUAAUGGCUACACCUGGAAGCAUUAUGACCGGCGAUGGUAUGGCUAGGUAUUAUGCUCAGUCUAUGAACGAAACUAUUCACUAUAUACUUCGCAAGUCGAAUGUAACAGCUCCUACGGAAGUGGAUGAAAUGAUUAUCGACGUUAUGUUGAGAAAUCUGAAGCCGAUGACAGUCAAAAGACUUCUGCAAUCUCUAGACGGCGAGAUGGAUGCACGUGACCGAUCAAAUUUCUACAACACUGCCAUUCCGAGAAUUACUGGACUGUACAAUAAGAUGUGCAAACUUGUGUAUGGCCUCGCGGAAAUCUACGGAUUCAGUGGUGACUCGGUGAAAACUUACGCCGCAAUGCUACGUCCUAUGAAGCUCUCUGCCAUCGUUGCUGCAGCAUUGGAAGGAGCGCGUAGUGACAACAACACCGAACAGUAUGAGAAAAUCUCAGCGCUUGCCAAGCAGAUUGAGAAUAUGGAUGUGAAAGCUACGACAGUCAACCCAACACGAACAAAUCAAACAAUGACAAAUUCGAAUAUGACUAUGCCUAUGGGUUCGAACGUUACCAUGAUGCCAGGGUUAAGCUCAACUAUGCCUACAGCUGUGUUAAAUGCAACUGAAAUACACACUCUCACCGCUGAGUUACACAAUAGCACAAACUCUAAUCACACUGAACCGAACGUGGUAACCGGAGGUAACACAACUUUACCAGGGAUUCCCUUUUUCAAGCUCCUAGGAGAACUGUCUAAGAAAGUUUCUUUCUCAAAAGAAAGUCAGGACUUUCAAAAGCAUUCGCUUCCGUUGCAGGUCAUCUGA
This is a messenger RNA of Cylicocyclus nassatus, 861 nucleotides long. Lineage: Eukaryota; Metazoa; Nematoda; Chromadorea; Rhabditida; Strongylidae. The record is from the annotation of a GenBank genome assembly.